Molecule: messenger RNA, 1793 nt
Organism: Styela clava
Lineage: Eukaryota; Metazoa; Chordata; Ascidiacea; Stolidobranchia; Styelidae
Source: RefSeq, a predicted model, not a curated record
UGUCGCGGCCUCCAUUCCGCCAGGUCUUCCUCGCUUGUCACGUAGCUGAGAUAUUGUUAAAAAUGACGCCGUUACCUUACAAAGUCGCUGAUAUAAGUCUCGCCGAUUUUGGCCGCAAAGAAAUAAACAUUGCAGAAAAUGAAAUGCCAGGACUCAUGUCGCUACGUAAGGUGUAUGGACCAUCAAAACCACUGAAAGGUGCAAGGAUAGCAGGGUGCCUGCACAUGACAAUUCAGACCGCAGUUUUAAUAGAAACAUUGAAAGAGUUGGGUGCAGAAGUACAGUGGUCGUCAUGCAAUAUUUUUUCAACACAAGAUCACGCUGCGGCAGCCAUUGCGGCAACUGGUGUUCCAGUUUUUGCCUGGAAAGGUGAAACAGAUGAUGAGUACAUGUGGUGCAUUGAGCAAACUUUGGUUUUUGCUGAUGGUCAACCAUUGAACAUGAUUUUAGAUGAUGGAGGUGAUCUUACAAACUUGGUACAUGAAAAAUUUUCUCAAUAUCUAGAUGGUAUCAAAGGAAUUUCUGAAGAGACAACAACAGGCGUUCACAAUCUUUAUAAAAUGAUGGAAAAGGGAACUCUUCACACUCCUGCUAUCAAUGUGAAUGACUCAGUCACAAAAAGCAAGUUUGACAAUUUGUAUGGUUGUAGGGAGUCCCUGGUUGAUGGAAUCAAACGAGCAACGGAUGUUAUGCUGGCAGGAAAAGUUGCAGUUGUUGCAGGAUAUGGUGAUGUCGGGAAAGGAAGUGCUUCUUCCCUUCGUGCUUUUGGUUGCAGAGUUAUAAUUACUGAAAUUGAUCCGAUCAAUGCAUUGCAGGCAGCAAUGGAAGGAUAUGAAGUCACAACUAUUCAAAAGGCUGCAUCUCGUGCCAACAUUAUUGUUACAACCACUGGUUGCAAAUCUAUUGUUACUAAAGAAAUAUUCGAAAGUUUGCCUAAUGAUGCAAUUGUUUGUAACAUUGGACAUUUUGAUUGUGAACUUGAUGUCGCAUGGCUCAAUGCAAAUGCAGUCGAAAAAAUAAAUGUCAAGCCACAAGUUGACAGGUAUAAACUGAAAAGCGGAAGACACAUCAUCUUACUUGCAGAAGGACGAUUGGUCAAUCUUGGAUGUGCUACAGGUCACCCUAGCUUUGUAAUGAGCAAUUCAUUUACUAAUCAAACUCUUGCACAAAUCGAAUUAUGGUCAAAUAAUCUUGACAACUGCAAAUAUGCAAAGGGAAAAGUUUACAUGUUGCCUAAACAUCUUGAUGAAAAAGUUGCAGCAUUACAUCUCGACCAUCUUGGUGUUGAGCUAACCAAAUUGACAGAAGAUCAGUCACAAUACCUUGGUCUUCCAGUUAAAGGGCCCUACAAGCCAGAUUAUUAUCGUUAUUAAUGUGUUAAAUGGUUGGUGUACAGUGAAUCUUGAAGGUCAGCUUAUAGUUCAAUUGCAAAAAGUGCUGGCAAACCGUAAAAUAUCAAACUAUUUUUGCAAGAUGGUUAUAUGUUUCUUCUCAAAUCAUAAAAUAUGUUACAUUUUUAGCACUUCACAAAUAUUCCAUUUGAUUAAGCUACAAUGUGUGUAUUUUCUGAUUUUUAUGUACACCAUGCUAAUGCACAACUAGAUAUUGUCUCAUGGAUGAGAUUGUACAAUUCAUGUAUAAAAGAAUUAUGUGUUAGUAUUUGUUUAUGGUGUUUGAGACUUUAAUAUAAUUAAAUCAUCAGAUUUGCAAAAUUUCGGAGCCUACUUGUUGGUAUAGGAUUGAUUGUAGUUUUAUAACUAAGAGCUUGAAUGUGUACACCGUGGAUAUCCUAA